Molecule: messenger RNA, 1551 nt
Organism: Caenorhabditis remanei
Lineage: Eukaryota; Metazoa; Nematoda; Chromadorea; Rhabditida; Rhabditidae
Exons: 10
Coding region: 1-1551 (516 amino acids)
Biological process (GO): monosaccharide transmembrane transport
Cellular component (GO): membrane
Molecular function (GO): hexose transmembrane transporter activity
Source: RefSeq, a predicted model, not a curated record
AUGGUGGAAGCACCGAGUUUUCGGAUGAUAUGUGUAGCUGUGAUAACUUCAAUUGCUGGAUCUUUUCACUUUGGAUUCAAUUUGGUUCUAACUAAUCCUUCACAAGAAGCAUUUUUGAGUUUUAUGAAUCAAACUUUAGCAAAACGAUUCGAUGGUGGCUUAUCAGAUAACACUUUACAGAAUAUUUGGAGUUUCGUCGUAGCUAUCCUGUUCUUGGGAGCACUUGCUGGCUCCUUUUGUAUCAGAUUUAUUGCGGAUUGGGUUGGUAGGAAAAAUGGAUUGUACAUUUCUAUUGCGGCUGGAGUUUUGGGUGGUGGUAUGGCGAUUGCAUCGAAAUUUAUUCCACUCUUCGAACUCUACAUUGUUUCGAGAAUUGUAAUGGGUUGGUCGGUAUCUGUCAGUCUAGGUCUCUCCGCAUUAUUUCUCUCGGAAGCAAGUCCAAAACAAAAUAGAGGAGCGGUGGGAAUGAUGACAGGAACUUGUGUUCAACUGGGAACUGUUUGUGGAUCUGUUGUCGCCAUGCCACAGAUUUUUGGAACUGACGAUUUAUGGUGGUGCAUCUAUGCAACUGAAAUCGGGAUAAUGCUAUGUUUCGGCGCGGCUCUCCCAUUUUUCCCGGAAUCUCCAGGAUUUUUGAUUCAAAGAGGAGCUACCGAAGCGGCCACAAAGUCUAUCGCGUAUUACUAUAACUGUGAAGAAGUUGAAGCUCAGAAACAUUUGAAUGAGAUCAAGGAGGAGCAGAAGAACUCAACAAGAAAGUUUAAAAUGAUGGAUGUAGUCAUAAAGAGAUCCCUUCGUGACAAAGCAUUCAUCGGAGUCGUUGUGACCUUUGCGAUGUCAUUCAGUGGAGUUGCCGUCAUUAAUGCUUUUGCAUUUGAAAUUUUGAAAGAUACAGGACUAGAUGUCCUAGAAGCCUCGCUAGCUAAUGAUGCUAUUUCUGUAGUGAGCAUGAUUUCGUCAAUUAUUGCUGCUGUAAUUGUGGAUAGAAAUGGUCGUCGUCCUCUACUUCUGAUUUCCUUUGCUGGAAUUCUUUUCUGUAACCUGAUAAUUUUCGGAUUAAUGUUUACUUUCUAUCAAUAUGGAUACCAUGUUCUGGGAUUCAUUCUGAUAUGUUUCAUCUGCAUCUUCACAUUUUUCUUUGCUCUUGGACCUGGUCCACUUUGCUAUUUUAUUAAUGCGGAGCUUGUCGGACAAGCAGCUCGAAGUGCUGCACAAUCUUGGGCGAGUGUUAUUCAAAUGCUUUCACGAUUUGUUAUUGUUACUGCAUUCCUUCCGAUGAAAAAUCAGCUGGGAGAAGCGUGGUCCUACUUGAUUCUUUUUGUGGCUCCUGUUGCAGUUUCACUGGUUUAUCUUUAUUUCUCUCUACCUGAAACUAAAAAUAAGAAUCCGUUUGAGGUGGAAGAAGCUAUCGAAGACCUGCCUAAAUUUCCGCUUUGUGGAGGAAGUCGUCGUGUUUAUGACAGAAAACAAUCCGAGCAAAUGGUCAUAACUCGACAAAUGCAGUUGGUUGAGGAUUAUGGAUCAAUUGAAUCUUUAUCAUAUCGCCUUUAG